Leptidea sinapis is the source of this 9666-nucleotide messenger RNA. RefSeq names its product aminopeptidase N-like. The transcript is spliced from 15 exons. Gene Ontology annotation, cellular component: cytoplasm. Gene Ontology annotation, biological process: peptide catabolic process; proteolysis. The record is from RefSeq and is a predicted model, not a curated record. The coding region runs from base 128 to 3295 and encodes 1055 amino acids. Gene Ontology annotation, molecular function: metalloaminopeptidase activity; peptide binding; zinc ion binding. NCBI's taxonomy places the organism in Eukaryota, Metazoa, Arthropoda, Insecta, Lepidoptera, Pieridae.
CUUGACACAAUAGUACUAUUAUCCUUAUUUUUUUUAAUUAUUGUGCAGUGAAUUUAGUGGCCUGUCUUCUUGUUUUGAAUUUGGAAUCCUAAUUCAUUGUGCAAAUACAGACGAAUGAUUUAGCAAUAUGUCACUGUCACACAGCCGGCAACAGUUCCUGGCUUGCGAGACUCAUGGUGAUCCCGGAAUACAUUACGAAAGAAAAGGAGGAAUAUUUAUUUCUACAUUCAUCUGCGUCAGUUUUGUGAUCUGUGCCGCGUUAGUUGCUGUUCUUGUCGGUAUUAUUGUGUACUACAUCACUUUUUUUAAGGUAUCACAAAAAACAGAGUAUUGGGACGAUGAAGCUGAACCAUUUGCUCAAAGUAAUACUCCGUCACAAGACUUAAGACUGCCAACUUCGAUAGUCCCCAGCUUUUAUAGACUAAAAUUAAAAGUGGACUUAGAAAAAUCAACCUUUAGUGGUGAUGUGUACAUCACAAUCCGUGCGAACAAAAAGGUCAAAGAAGUAAUAUUACAUGCGAAGAAUUUAACAAUCAAUGAUAAUGCAGCUUUAACUGAACAGAUUUAUGAAGAGGUUGAUACUAUACAAAGGGUAACAAGAGAACUUAAUAAAACUGCCCAAAUAGAAAACAGUACUGUUAUAGUAGCAAACAGUAGUGAUAAUGUCACAAAUAUAAUUGAUAAUGAAGUGACAUCAGUUCCAAUGGUUAACUACACUCAAGUCACUCAUAGUCAAGUGAGAAACAUCAAUAUAAUUUCAAUCUCAAAGAGAACUGGAGAUAGACUAGCGUUAACUCUUGCUGGGACACUUACACCUGAUGUUGACUAUACCUUACAGUUAGGAUUUAAGGGAGAAAUAUCCGAUUCAUUGAAUGGAUUUUACCAAAGUACUUAUACUGAUGCUAACAACACAGUCAGAAAGCUUGGAGUAACACAAUUUGAGCCAACAUCAGCCAGAGCAGCGUUCCCUUGCUUCGAUGAGCCAGCAUUUAAGGCCAAAUUUGAAAUAAGCAUUGCACAUCCAAAAAAUAUUUCAGUAUUAUCUAACAUGAAAAUUGCAACACAAGAAUCAAUGAUUGAAGAACCAGAUUGGCAAUGGACACACUUUGAUCGUUCAGUGACUAUGUCAACAUAUUUAGUAGCAUAUGUUCUCUCCAACUUCCAAAGCUUAGAAACAAGUUACAUAAGCAAAGAUAAUACCACAAAAAUUAUUAAGGUGUGGACGCAACCAGCUUUGCUUUCAAAGGCAAACUAUGCAUUGAGUAUAACACCCAAACUUUUAGCAUUUUAUGAAGAUGUAUUUGGUGAACCGUAUGUUUUGGAGAAAUUGGAUCUGAUUGCGAUUCCUGACUUUUCAAGUGGUGCUAUGGAGAACUGGGGCCUUAUUACGUUUAGAGAAACAGCUCUUCUCUUUGAUGAUAAGGAGGGAGUGCCACGUGAUAAACAAAAUGUAGCGAUAGAUAUAGCACAUGAGUUAGCCCACCAGUGGUUUGGUAACCUGGUGACCAUGAAGUGGUGGAAUGAUCUGUGGCUCAACGAGGGCUUCGCUACUUUCAUUGAAUAUGUUGGUGUUGAUCAUAUCGAACCAAAAUGGAACAUGCUAGAAUCGUUUUCGCGAGACAAAAUGGAUCUGCUCAAGAUUGACGCGCUCAAGAACACUUCCCCAGUUUCCCGGCAGGUCGUGGACGCGUCGGAGAUCUCACAGAAGUUUGAUGAGAUAUCAUACUCCAAGGGUGCAAACCUAAUACGAAUGCUCAACCAUACCAUAUCGAGGGAACUGUUCUUGAAAGGAUUGGCUAUGUAUUUGAAUACAUGGAGAUACCAAAACGCCCAAGAGAAUGACCUAUGGCAAUCGAUGGCGAAUGCUACUAAAGACGAGCCCUCAUUAAAGGAUGUCUCCAUAGUGGCGUAUAUGAACAGCUGGACCCGACAGGCUGGCUAUCCCGUCGUCAACGUCACCAGGGACUACAGCACUGGAUAUGUUGUUUUUGAACAGCGUCUAUUCACAAGUGCAAAAAGUCCGUACAAGAAUAUGGAGAAGCAAUUAUGGCAGAUACCAAUCAGUUAUACAACAACGGAUGUCCCGGACGAGCAGUGGUCGACCCAACCGAGAUUGUGGCUGAAAGAUGCAUCUGUCACAUCAGAGCUACCCCUCAACCAGACACAGGCGCUAUACGUUAAUGUUGGAGCUAUAGGUUACUACAGAGUAAACUACGACCAGAAGAAUUGGAGAAUGCUCUGUGCAGCGCUUAAAUCUGGCGACAUCAAGUCUCCAAUCACCAAAGCGCAACUCUUGGAUGAUGGCUUCAACCUUGCCAAGUUCGGAUACCUCAAGUAUAGCGCGGCGCUGGGGCUCACAGAGUUUGUGAUCGACGGUGAAGACUCUGUCAUGGUGUGGGAUAUGGUGCUGGGUAACAUGGGCUUCUUGAGAGCCAAUUUAAGAGCCACCACUGGAUAUCCUGCUUUCCUGGACUACAUUCGACUGCUGAUCAGUAAUCAGUUACAAAAACUGAAUUACGGACUCGACGAACCGAAAGAUGACAAUGAAUCAUUCCUGGUGGAUAAUCUUCUCUCCUGGGAGUGUCUCGCCGAGUCCCCUCGGUGUCUUAGAUGGGCGAGAGCGGAGUUCGAUACCUGGAUGAGACAAGCUGAUUCUAAUAAUAACACAAUACCAAGUCGCCACCGAAACUUAGUAUACAACAUGGCGAUAAAAUAUGGAGGCCGCGAGGAAUUCAACUUCCUCUGGAACGUGUUUCAGAAUAGCUCAGACCCCAAUGUGAAGAAUCUUAUCAUCAGCACAUUGCCAAACACCAGAGAGGAGCAUCUCACCAUUUUCCUGCUAGAAAAGAGUCUUACAGACAUGCCCAAGCAAUACGCAGCCACCGUGUGGGGCUCCGACUCGCCUAGUUCCAUUACCCUCACACGCAACUACUUCGUGCGUAAUUUUGAACGUGUCUACGCCAAGUUUAAUGACAUGGACCCGUUUACUUUCGCCAACAUAUUGAACAUGGUAUUCGGCGACGUUUCUGAUCAAGAUGAGCUGGAUAGGAUGAAACGCUUCGCAAUUCAACACAAAGAGCAACUUACCCCGAUGUCACAGACGCUUCAGAAGAUUAUAGAUGGCGCUAAUCUCAAAAUCAACUGGAACAGGCGCUACUUGAACGAUGUUAUUAGCGCGCUUAAGAAUUUUGUUGCCGAACAUGCAAACCGAAACGCUACCACAACGGCGACAGAGACUGGAUUAACAGAGAACAUAACGAUAAGCAUAUCCAAUACCACGAAUUCUAGUCGAUAGUUAAACAAUAUAUUGUUAAAACUCAUUGUAAUCACGGACGUGUAAAAAAAGAAGGACUCCGCGCCGUGAUAUUAGCAAGUGAAGCACCGUUAUGCUAGUGUGUGUGCGGUUACGGGGGAUACUAGUUACAAAAUCUUUUCUCCCUUAAAUAAUCAUAUAUGGCCACAAAUACUUAUAUAGUAUCGUUUUUACACUUUAACACAACGCACGACGUCAUUUUUUAAAUAUUUUAUUGAGACGCAAACUGAUCUCUCACAGACGAUAACAAUUCUCAUAAUAGCCGCCUAUCGGCCUGUAGUAGUGUAAGUGUGUGCGUGGGGCUAUGUAUUUACACGUUAAUCGGCUUGUUUUGGUGCUACACUGUUAUGUAAGGUGACACGGAGUCAUUAUUUUUUUACUAGUCCGUGAUUCGGAUAUUCCCUUCGAAUAUUUUAAAGUUACUUAUUAAUUAUACCUUAGUAAAUUAUUAUUUAAAUACCAAUUACUUGAAACAUAUAAGACAUGAAAUAAGCGUAUAUUAUUUGAAUUUUUGUAUAAACUUUAAGAUAAUUUUUGUAUGAAUUUAUUAAAAAAUGCUUGAAAAAUUUAAUUGGUGGAAUCAAUCACAGUUGUAACAGUAAAUCCUUAGAUAAUUUAUGCGUCUAGAUCAAAGUUUCUCAACUUUUUUUGGUCACCGCCGACAUUGAGAAUAUGUUUUUUUCUAGAGUAUUUUUUUGCCUUUUUAGACUAUAUUUUUUAAUCUACCCAAGCCCCAUCUGCGCCAUCUCAAUGCCCCCUAAUUUUCUCUGGGUCUUCUACUGCCCCCCCGAAAGUCUCAAACGCCCACAAGUUAUCACGUUAUCACCCACGUUGAGAACCUAUGAUCUAGACAGAGUCUCUUGCUGUUCGACAACCGAUAAAAACAAGCUAGGAAUAUUAGUUUAGUGUGCGUGACAAGCUACGUCUUACACUCGCGAUGUUUAUGACACUGUGUCAGUGUGCGUAAAUUGCUCAAAAUAGAGGUUAGUUCUAAAGUCUUCUUUUUUCGACGUUUUCACAGCUGUCAUGUCAAAUCUAUUUCUGUUCUUUAAUAUUUUGGUAAUCUUUCCAUCAAUCAAGUAACUUAAUUUCAAGUACAACCUGAUGCAGUUCUAUAUUUUCUGUCCCAAUUACUGCUAGGCAAAAGAAUUAUACGUGCCAUCUGAAUUUAUCGCGUUUAGUAUUAAAAAAUUUAUCUAAUAUAUAAAAUUCUCAUGUCGCGGUGUUUGUAGUUAAAUUCCUUCGAAACGGCUUGACCGACUCUCAUGAAAUUUUCAGUGCAUAUUGGGUAGAUCUGAGAAUCAGACAACAUCUAUUUUUUUAUUUUCAUCCCUCUAAAUGUUAAGGGUGGUCCACGGCAAUAUUUUUUUUAACUUUUUUGACAUUUUUUUUUAAUUUGUUUGAUUAUGAGUCAGCACUAAAAAAUACAUACAACUUCAAAUUUUCACCCAUCUACGAUCAACAGUUACUUUUGUAUCGCGAUUUUAAUAUCCGCAACACAACGUUUGCUGGGUCUCUAUAAGAUUUUUUUGUCGUUGUCGUCUGAGGCAGGCUUGAAUCCAAAACAAUACUGCCUUGUAAAUUGUAAAUGUACUGGGAAGUCAAAGGACCAACGCCAUGCAGCCAUGUCAUAUUAUAAUUUAUGUUGUGAGAGUUGAGAUCGAGUCCUGCCAACACGUUAGCUCAUUUUUUUUUUUUCAUUAUUAUUAUUAUUAGGACCUGAGCUACUAAGAUCUGCUCAGUCUGAAAUCUCGGAAUAAUAAAUGGUCCCCAGGAGUAGUGAUAUAUAAAGCCCCUGUAUAGUAAAAUUCACCCAAAUCGUCGAAAAUGCUCACGAGAUACGAAACAUAUUGAUGGAUCAAUAGAUAAUUUUAAAUACAUUUAGGGUUUCAGUAAUAAAUAUCCGGGCGACCGAGCCUUACUCGGAUUUUUAAGUAUGUACAAAAAUAAUUAGACAUCUGGAUUCGAAUCGGGGUCUUUCCGGAUCACCCAAUGUCCAUCUGAGCUAUUAUAGUCUUGUAUAUAGUGGCGAAAUUUACCUUUGUAUUCUAAUGUUAUUGUAGCUGUUUCUCAUUAAAACACGGAUAAAACUACAUUUUUUUUAAUUGUAACCUAGCUAGAUUGAUUUAUCGCCCCCCAAAUUAUUUCCACUAAAAUAAAUAGCUUAAUUAUUGUUAUAAAUAAUUGUAUUCUUUUCAUUAUAAUCUGCUAUUUCAGUUCCAUUAAUUAUAAUUUGUCUACUAAGCGUGUUAGAUUGAGCUGCAUGAUUAGAUAAUAGAUUACGUCAGAUAGACUAUCACAGCUGUGAACACGUCGACAAAAUAGCGGCGAACUGUUAACCUUUAUUUUCAGCAACGCACGCACAAUAAAACAAAGUGCCUAACAAUUCUCGAGUGUAAGACGUAGCUGCGUUGACUAAAGGCCGUUCUCAAUAUUCAGUCUAUCUCUUACUUGUGAUAAAAAUUGUAUCAUUGACAUUUCUGUCCCAAUAAACUUAUCGACGGUAACUCACAUUAUCCGCACACGCUGUCUGUCAAUGGGAUGACGUAUAGCUUAAUAGCGAUAUAUUUGUAUGGAAAUUGCAAUUCAUGCGUCCCAAUACAAGGCGAUAAGAAUGACUUAUCGGGUAUACUGGGACAGCUUCAGAUUAUUGACAGCUUAUUACUGACAGUAGAAGGUAGUAAUUUAUCUUUAUCUGUAGAUAGUAUUUUGAGAACGGCAGUAAGAGCAAGAGACUCUAACUAGACUUAUAAACUAUCAUAAGUCUGCAUGUGAUAUAAGCGAAGUCCUGUAUAUAGGCAACAAAUUUGUGCCAUGGUGCUUAUUAAAUAAAGCUGAUUUUGCAAUAUCAGCCACAUUGGUUCAAAACGUUCUCAAAGAAAUAUAGAUAUAUAUAUAUAUAUAUUACAUAAAAUCAUGAAUUCAAAAAAUACAUUUCUUUGAAUAUUAUAAUAUUUUGUUAAAUAUUUCUUAUGUUGUAUCAACAGUAACUAAGAUUAUAUUGUUUUUAUAGUGUGUGAAUAUAUGAGCUAGUGAAAUUACUAGGCAAAUGAGACUUAACAUCUUAUGUCUUAAGGUGACGAGCGCAAUUGUAGUGCCGCUCUGAAUUUUUGGAUUUUUCAAGAAUCAUGAGCGGCACUGCAUUGUAAUUGGCAGGGUGUAUCAAUUACCAUCAGCUGAACAUCCUGAUCGUCACGUCCCUUAUUUAAAAAAAAAACUUUAGUAGCAAAUCACUUGUUUACAAUUUACACCAAGUUUUAAAUGAUAAUAAUAAAAUAUUUUAUUUGCAGCUAAAAACCACAAUAAAUAAAGCAAUUCUUAAAUUAAAUUAAAAUUUAAAAUAAAACAUACCAUACUUAUUAAAAAGACUAGGAACGUUAGCCGCAAAAGCUCGGCAUAUGCUGGCAUACAUAUUAUGCAUGCUCAGCGCUUCGCUUGAAUGUAAAUACUGUUUCUAUUGGUUUUAAGACAUAAAUGAAAUCAAUAUGAUCAUUGUCUGUGUCUCUGUUUUGCUUUUUCUAAUAUUGUACAUGCUAGAGUACUUCAGAAAGUGCUCAAAACCACUUAAUCAUAUCGGCCGCAAACAGAAGCCUGGUUUACUAAUAGUUCCGAAAAGAAAUGAAAUUUAUUUAUUGAGUCGAAUACAGUAUGCAUUAUAGAUAUUAAAUUUAUUGUAGUGUCUUCUAUUCGGCUAAUUUAAAUUAGCAUGAAAAAAGUUUAUUUAAAUUUAAAAAAAUCCUUAACACUAUAAAAAUUUGUCGAUUAACCAUUUAAACAGGAGUCCAGUAAAUCGUUUCUGUGGUAAGUUUUUUAUCUUUAGAGAUAGAUGAUUGAAUAAUUUUAUACAGAUUUCAUAGCUACUAUUUAGAUAUAAUUUUGCUAUGGGACAGUGGCCAUAAACCUGUAUAUCCGGUAAUCUGUUGGAACGAGGAUUCAAAUCAAUGGCACUUUUAAAUAAAUGAUUAUUAACCGACUUCAAAAAGGGAGGUUCUCAAUUCGGUAUCUGUAUGUACACCGAUUACUCUGAGAUUUAUGAUCAGAUUUACGUAAUUCUUCUUUAGUUCAAUGCGGAAUAGAUGCCAUUUGGUCCCAUAAAAAUUUUACAUAGUUUGGCCCAGUAGUUUUUAUUUUAUGAAGAUUUUUUAUUAAAAAUUUUGUCUACGCCGAUGAUAUAAUUGUUUAGUUUGUGUACGGCUGUUUUAGGAGUUUCCAUUCCGGUUGAUAAUAUAUCAUUAUUAUUAACUGAGACUAAAAAGUAAAAAUUAAAAAAAAACUACGUUUAAAAAAACCGACUUCACAAACUGAAAAGUAUUAAAUAACUAAAAAUUUAAUUUAAUACACCUCUUAUGCAAACCUAUACCUUUAAUAGUAAUAAAAUACUGUUUAAUUAAACGUAGUUUUUUUUUUCGUUUAACAAAUUUGCACGCUUAACAACAGUAAGUGAAAAAAUUAAAACAUUAGGACACAGUUGCUUUCCCAUUUAGUUUUCAAAUUUCAUUGUAAUUGGGUAUUUUUUGUAAGAGGAAAUUGCCGAGAACGAAUCUCUGCAUUUUGAUUACUCACGAUUUAUUACGAGUCGGAACUGUGGUUAUCCUUAACCUACUGUCUUGCUCGCGAUAGUGCGACGGAAUACUGUUUUAUAAUUAUUAUAUCUGAAAAACGCCUCAGCUAAUGUUACGAGCUGUAAAUUAGAAUUAGAGAUUAGAUGAAAAUAAUUUUUAUUUUUUAAAGUGAUAACCGUUCACCUGGGAUUAAUUACACAAAUAAAAUUUGAAAACAAAAUUUAUGAAGGUAACGUCACGCGAACGGUUGGCUCAGUUGGAAGAGCGCUCGUUCGAAUCCAGCACCGUUCAUAAAUUUUGUUUUCAAAUUUUAUUUGAGUAAUAAAAAAAACCUUGAAAGAAAACCACGAACUUAGUUAUGAAAAAUUUUAAACGCUAUGUUUAAGCAGGACAGUUAACUCAACGCACAGACAAUCUCAAUCGUUAAGUAUAUAAAUAAGCCCAUAUAAAAAAUAUUUUAAUGCAUAAUAUGUAUUAAUGAGAUUAUAAAAGAAAGUAUUUAAUGUAUUAAUAAUGUUCCUUUCCAAAUACUUCACUAUGUAAUAUGUAAUUUAUUAUUUUUAAGGUAAAUUAGUAUCAUUUUGUUACCAAUAUAUCGACGCCAUUUUUGAAGUGUGAGUUUUAGCAUUUCUACAAAGACUAUUUCUGUGUUAUUAAUAAACGCGGUGUUGAGUGCCAAGUUUAUUUUUUUAUUAUUUUUUUCUCUUUCUCUUACCUUUGUCAGUUUGCUUGCCAGGGAGAAGUGGAAGUCUCCUUUGCACAGGAUGCCGGCUAGAUUAUGGGUGCCACAACGGCGUCUAUUUCUACCGUGCAGCAGUAAUGUUUAAGCAUUACUGUGUUUAGGUCUGAUGGGCGCCGUAGCUAGUGAAGUUUCUGGGCAAAUGAGACUUAACAUUAAAUGGACGUAGUUAAGCAGAAAGGACUUUAAUUAAAAUUAAAACCACACUGGUCAAAAUAGAGUCGAAUCUGUCUAAAACCCAAUUCUAAAAUGUACACGGAAUCUGUUUCCUUUUUAUAUUUAUAAAGGAUAUAUGGAAUAUUAUUUAUAGCUGAAACUUCAAAUACCUAACUCAAAAGUGCCUUUGUGUGGUUUGAGUUCUUUCUGCUUAGUUACGUCCAAAUAUGUCUCAAGGUAACGAGCGCUAUUGUAGUGCCGCUCAGAGUUUUUGGGUUUUUUUCAAAAAUCCUGAGCGGAACUACAUUGUAAUGGGCAGGCCGUAUCUAUUAUCAUCAGCUGAACAUCCUGCUCGUCUCGUCCCUUACUACUGUCAUUUAAUUUUAAACUUGGGAGUAACUUUACACUGCGUUUAUUAAUAAGACAGUUACGGUGUUAUUACAAAAACGUUAAAGAUGCGUUCAACACUUAUAUUAAAAGAGUUCUAUAACAAAUCCGUUUCUGUUGUUUAGCUCCAUUUUCGACGUCGUUUAAAUAGUUAGACACUGUUUAACCAAACACGUGUCUAAACCAUGUUUAAAUAUUUUUUUGUAAUAACGCUGUUAAAGUUUAAACAUUGAAGUGCAACAGUUAACUUAAUUAGCUUUAAAUCAAAAAGGUAUUUUGGACCAACUAACAAUGUCAAAAUGGAAUUGAUAAUAAUAUGAUUUUGUUAUUAUAGGUAAUAAAAAAUAAUACAUGGAGCUAUUAAGUAAAACGUUGACAUUGUUAGCUUUUUCAAAAACUACCCUCAUUUUUAUAAAGAGUUUGUAUGAUGGUGCUUCAAUGUCGAAUUUAUGUUACAAUGUGAAUAUGUGCCCAAGAUGAUUAAUGUUAAUAAAGAAAUUAAAAAGUAA